CGAGGCCAUGAGCUCGAACAUUCAGAAUGGCCUUUUUAAAAAUAGCUUUGCACUAACGGCUAAGAAGAGAGAUCAGGAAAUCAUCAUGCCGGACGGGCAGCUUCUAUUAUUGCACUCUAACGGGCUAGUGAGCCACAGCAUGAGAACGAGAGAUCAGCAAGUAAUCAGGGUAACCCUUGUCUUGACAGAUAAUCUGCAGUGUUGUAAAGACCUCUGGUGGUAGCUUUAGACAGAUUUUUGAGGAGCUCUGACUAGCGGCUUGUAUGCAGGGCAUGACGACUCAUUUUAAAGCAGGCAAAGCUUUAAAGGUAAAGAAGGAGGUGGGUGAGAAUGCCCCGGCGCUCAGUGAUGACGAGCUGGUGGCCAUGUCGGUGCGCGAUCUCAACCUGCACCUGCGUGGAUUGACUAAGGAAGACGUGGUUCGGCUGAAGCAGCGGCGGCGCACGUUAAAGAACCGCGGAUAUGCCGCCAGCUGCCGCAUCAAGCGGGUCACGCAGAAGGAGGAGCUUGAACGGCAAAAGACAGAGCUGCAACAGGAAGUGGACAAGCUGGCCCGUGAAAACGCCAGUAUGCGGCUAGAGCUGGACGAGCUUCGUGCCAAGUAUGAGGCCCUGCAGUGCUUCGCCCGGACUGUCACCCGUGGGCCUACCGGCAAGGUGGCAACUACCAGCGUCAUCACUAUUGUCAAGUCUGCCAAUCACAGCCCCAGCUCCGCCCCUUUCUCUGCGCCUUCAUAAUGCUGGUUGACAGUGCCUGCCCAGCUCCCUCUGGUCCAAUCUGGCUCUCAACCUAGACUGGUCCAUUGGUUGCAACCUGACCCACACUGAGAGGUAGCUCAGUGAUCAGUCUCAGAGGAGUCAGUGGUGGUAUUAAUCUGCGAGAUUACAGCAAACUGCGUCCAUUUUGUUUUUCCUAUGUUUGUUUUACACACUCACAGAACACACACACAUUCAAAAACAUGUACUUUAUAUUGUCUGUGCACUGUUUUAUAAACUCCCGGCACCGGCAGGGUACAUUGGCCGUUCUUUCCAUGUCAUCACAGGCUGAGACUUAGCAGAGAUAAGCACAUGUUAAAGUGUUUGAGAGUACUUGUUUUAAUCUGCCAUGGCAGCACUGGUCCGACAGCUCUGAUGCCUGUGGGAUAUUGCAUAGACAUUAGAAACUGAAUAAAGUAUUAUAUCAUUAGAUGACAUAAUCAAUACUUGGAGAUUAUUGCAAAUUUUCCCAUUUCAUGAUGUCAUUUUAUAUCAUGGAAUAUGUUGUCUCAUAAAUCAUUACUUUAAAAUGAUAUCAGAGAUUGUGUAAGACUGGAGUGGUAAAAUGCAACAUUUUGAUUCUGGUUUAAACCAGGUGUGAUUCACACAGUCCAAUGUUUAUAAUGAUGUUAUCUACAUCAAGGACCAAUCCUUAUCCUGAAGCAUUGAUUACUGAUAAAAACAAAGAAAAUUAACCAUUGGGAAAUUAGCCAAGCCUCUCAUAGUCAGCAGUUUAAACAUAUUAAAACAGCACUUAUUUUACUAUUGAAUUACAGUGUAAUACUAUGAAGCACUUGUAAAGCAGACUGGCGCAUGUAAAUAUUAUAGACUGAAAUGGCACCACAGGCACUUCAUUGUGUUUUUGUGUUAUUUCUUUUAUGAGAGAUUAGUAUAAAGUUUAUUAUUCUCAAAGUGUAAUGUGUUGAUGUUAACGUCUAAUAAGUGGCCCAUCUGUGUUGUCAGUUAUCUCAAAGAUAUACAGUUUUCCCUGAACUUGCUCUAUACAACACCAUAAAAAAUGGUAGGUAAUCCAUAUUGGAUAUAGUGAUAACAGGAGCUGACUUUAUAAAAAUACAACAUCAUGCUGUUCAAUUAUAACCUGUAUAUUACAGAACUGAGUUACAGCCUUAAGCUUACCAAAUAAAGUCAAAUUUAAGCUGCCCACUUCUGUCAACUCAGAAUUAAGCAUUCCUACUGCUAAGUCAUGAAAGAUGCCACUGCCGGUGUUGGUAACCCUGAUUAAAUGUACAGUAUAUACAAUGCAAAUAUUUGAUAUUUCGACACAGACUCUUGGGUAAGGAGAAUCCUGCUGUCCUGAUGCAAAAUUGUGAUGUUCUGAAAACACUUAUAGCAUAGCAUUUAUGCUCUGUUGUUUAAUUAUUCUCUAAAUUGGUCCUUUGUAAAUUGAUGGCUGAAAUCAGGAUUGUCUCUUACUUAAGUGGCUAUGACUGUUCCUCCUCUUGUGAACUCUUCCACUACUGCAGGAAGCAUUAGGGGGUAUUGUGCUGCUGAGAAGCCCACUGCCAGUUCCAGCUCUCUGGAGUCCUGUUGUGCUCCUAGCACACUUAUUUUUAUAUUUCCAUGAGUGUUUUAUGUUAUUUUGUCCUAUCUAGAUCUGAUGUUCUCCACCAUCUCAUAUUUUAUUUGUAUCAAGGACAUGAAAUACCUUCAGAGUGUGACCUUGUUAAUUGUCUCUUUAAUAUCAGUGGUUUAUUUAACUGAUUCAGUUCAGAUCUAGUUCUUUCUUACACUUCUCACCCAAAUUUCUAGCCUUAAAACCCAUAUUGUCAUUUUCUCUAUGUACAUAAUCUCUAGUACACUAUUAGUUUUAACGGUGAAUGUUAGUGUUGACUCAUAGAGAUGCUUUUGUGGGGUUGUUUUCUGACAGUACAUGUUUUUAAAACAUGUAACUUCAGUAUUUGGCAUUGUUUUGGGGUGAUUUGGAUGGUUAAACUAACUAAACCGUCUAUUUCUGAAUGUGUCCUUGGCAGUUACACAUGAGCUGCAGCUCUUUAAAGAUGACCACAGGUUUGGUUGCCAUAUCCUCUUUUGUUAGACAUGUGGGUUUUCAAAUGACUGUGUUCAAUUUUCCCUUAGACCACAGAUGCCUUUAAGAGGAGACACAAAUCCCAGAAUUUCCCAUUUGUCACAUUCUGGCCAAAUUCUCUGUUCCUCUAUGAUACCUAAUGUGAUACAGAAUAUUAGAAUUCUUUGGAAUAAAUUUUUUCCCUUGAAAGGAAUUGCUACAUAUCACUUGUUUAUGGAAUAAGAGUGUAAAGUGACAAAGUGACAAAACAGCUCUUUCUGUGCUUUACACUGACAUCUGGUGGUGAUCUUUAUUAUUUCUUUUAUUUUUCAUAAUGCUGUGAUCAGAUGCUGAUGACACCAAGAUCUGCUAUAUCUCUUCUUGGACUAUUGAGACAUUGUUGCUUAGCUAUACUGUUCAUUUUAGCUGCCACCAAAGCCAUAACCUACCUAUAUGCUUUCAUUUCAGUUUAUUUAGUUCAUCAAAUUAAUUUACACCCUCUGGUCGUCAGAUCAGGGCAAUUCCUGUGGACAAUUCCUUAUUUUGAAACCAUGCAGUGCAGUAAACGAUUCUCCUAACACAGUUAGAUGGUGAAGAUGGUCUCUAAUCUAAACUAAGUGGGUACUUAUCCCUGUAGUUUUAUUCUAUGUAUGCUGUAUGUGGCCUUCUAGGAUGAAUAGGAUAAAUUAUUAUAUAUUUUACACAUAUCUAUUUGUCAAAGUGUAUCAUUUGUGCUCUAUCAGUCCUUAAAAGCUAUUUACCAUGAAUGCACAUAGGAAUUUUAACCAAUGCUCUUUAAAACACACUUGCCCAUAAAAAUCAUAAGAGAAACUCCAUGACAUAUGAAGUAUGCUGCUCCAGAUUACUACUUUAUAUUUGUCAAUGGAAAGACCUAACUGUAUUGGGGGAAAUAGUCAUGUUAAUUGUAGUUCAACAUUGUGCCUUUUAACAUUCAACUUGUCAUCUUUUUAAGUACUGUAUGAAUGAGUGUGGUUGUUUUGUAAAAUCUUAUUUUCAUGUGCAACCACGUGGAACAGACUUGCCUGUUUGAUAGGUCUUGAAGGAGUAAUUGUUCUGCUCUAGCCUAUAUGAAAUGGCAAUUGUAAAUACAGACAUGAAAGGCAGCAACAUUUAGGCUUUGAUUAAUGUUAUUCAUGAUUCUCAUUAAUCUGCUUGUAUUACAUUGAACUUUGAUAUUUAUUUUUAUUUUGUUUUAUUUUCAUCAUAUAAAUUAUUUCAUUCUUUUGUUUUCCUUCCAUGAACAACCCUCGUGUACAAAUGAAAUCACACUGUUUUUCUUUUCAUUCUGGCUAAAUAUGAGGUGGUAAAUUAUUCCUGUACAAAGUCUGCAGUGUUUGUUUUAUACUUU
Molecule: messenger RNA, 4150 nt
Organism: Xyrauchen texanus (razorback sucker)
Lineage: Eukaryota; Metazoa; Chordata; Actinopteri; Cypriniformes; Catostomidae
Product: transcription factor MafK-like
Exons: 3
Coding region: 264-737 (157 amino acids)
Biological process (GO): regulation of transcription by RNA polymerase II
Cellular component (GO): nucleus
Molecular function (GO): RNA polymerase II cis-regulatory region sequence-specific DNA binding; DNA-binding transcription factor activity, RNA polymerase II-specific
Source: RefSeq, a predicted model, not a curated record